GUCGUGGUAUUUGAACCCCCUUUUUUUUUUUUUUCCUGGGUUUGUUUUCGGUUCCAUGUUGAAGUUUUGCAGCGUCCGGAGAGCAGAGCCUGGCUGUGUCGGAGCCGCAGACUUCAGCGUUCAGCCCUGCUCUCUCCAGCAACACACACACACGCACCCGGGCUGCAGAAACCUCGCCUGAUUUGCCUCAGCGGCGGGUCAUUUCAGGUUAAACCCUGGCGCUGUGUGCCUGUGUGCAGCUGAACGGACGGAGACCGAGCCCGGAUCCAGCUGAGAGCUGGGAAUGCGCAGGCACCGGGACUGAGACCUGGAAAACCAGCUUCGUCUUGCAUGUGCGGCACCAAUACAGGCGUUUGUGUCUGGGAGCUCACAGCGCUGCCUGGAAUCAGCGCUCACCACUUCCCCUGGUUUGUCAGUAUCCAGAUGUCUGCGGAGGCUCUGAGGAUGACAUCUAGGCCUUAAACCCCACCAGUAUGUCAGGUGAGAAUUUCGAGCCAGCAGAAAAAUGCUCCCCCCGCUGGAAAGAUGAAGCUGCUCAGAAUGGCUACAUACCGAGUUACCUGGACAAGGAUGAGCUGUGUGUAGUGUGUGGGGACAAGGCCACAGGCUACCACUAUCGCUGCAUCACCUGUGAAGGUUGCAAGGGAUUCUUCAGGCGGACAAUCCAGAAGAAUCUUAACCCAACCUAUGCCUGUAAAUACGAGGGGAAGUGCGUUAUUGACAAAGUGACCAGAAAUCAGUGCCAAGAAUGUCGCUUCAAGAAGUGCAUUGCGGUGGGAAUGGCAACAGACUUGGUGUUGGACGACAACAAGAGGCUGGCCAAGCGGAAGUUGAUUGAGGAGAACCGGGAGCGGCGGCGGAAGGAGGAGCUGCAGAAGACGGUGUGGGACCGACUGGAGCCCACCCAGGAGGAGUGGGACCUGAUCCGCCUGGUGACCGAGGCCCACAUGGCCACCAACGCCCAGGGCAACCACUGGAAGCAGAAGCGAAAAUUCCUGGUCGAGGAAGCAAUGCUUCUUAAUGAAAUAACAUGUAAUUUAUUCUAUACUUCUGACCAGAGUGCAGCGGGGGUGAAGGAAACUAAGCCCGAGGAUCUGGGUCAAGCGUCCAUGACCAAUGCCCCUGAAGGAAACAAAGUGGAUAUAGAAGCCUUCAGUCAGUUUACAAAAAUUAUCACCCCUGCCAUAACAAGAGUGGUGGACUUUGCCAAAAAACUGCCUAUGUUUUGUGAGCUGCCUUGUGAAGACCAGAUCAUCCUGCUGAAAGGCUGCUGCAUGGAGAUCAUGUCGCUGCGAGCGGCUGUCCGCUACGAUCCGGAGAGCGAGACUCUCACGCUCAACGGCGAAAUGGCGGUUACGCGGGAGCAGCUUAAAAAUGGCGGCCUGGGCGUGGUUUCCGAUGCCAUCUUCGACCUUGGCGUGUCGCUGUCCUCCUUCGACUUGGACGACUCUGAGGUGGCUCUGCUGCAGGCCGUCAUCCUGCUGUCGUCUGAUCGUCCCGGCCUGAGUAGCGUGGAGCGAAUCGAGCAUUGCCAAGAGGACUUCCUGCUGGCGUUUGAACAUUACAUCAACUACCGCAAACACAAAGUGGCACAUUUCUGGCCCAAGCUGCUAAUGAAGGUGACGGACCUGCGGAUGAUCGGCGCCUGCCACGCCAGCCGCUUCCUCCACAUGAAAGUAGAGUGUCCUACAGAGCUAUUCCCUCCUCUCUUCCUGGAGGUCUUUGAAGACUGACCGAUGGAUUGAGUGUGUGUUGCGUGUGAGUGUGUGUCAAAGCCUGGAAGCCCCGGUGAUCUCAGGGGUGGAACCAGCAAAAGCCCGUCUCAUGAACUUUCUGAACAGCACUACUGAGUGUCACUUCAUUCCAUGGUGGAGGAGCUCUCCGCUCCCAGUGGAACCAUUCCUCGCGUUGUGGGUACAUGUGAACAGCAUCCCGUCUCGUUUGGUUAUUUUUGUGUAUAUAACCUCUCACCUCGUAUUUUGCAUUAGGUUUCUGGGAGGGUUUUGUUCUUGAUGAUUGUACAGUUCACACAACAGUGACCAUACCAACACGUGUUCAUUUGUUAGAAACCAUGAAAAUGUUCUACUUUCCUUCCUUUGUUUAAAAAAAAAACAACAAAUCUGUGGCUGCUCACCUGAACUACAGUGUUGCCAUCUUCGCCUCACUGGAUCUGUUAGCUGGUUGAUGUGAACCGUCCUCCGCCUGGCGGCUGACGUGAGCGGGACCCUCGCCAUCGCACUGUGACCAGGCUCGGCACCCACCCCCACUCUGGCAGACAGCAGCCCGGAGGUCCGGGGGGGGCUCUGCCUGGGCCUGAAACCUUUACGGUCCAGGCAGAACGCUGCGUUCGUCUGAAUUAUGCAGCAGUGUAGCGCGUCAUUUCAGAGCAGCGACGAAAAUGAGCCUAGCACCCCGUGCUCCAAGAACUCUGGACCUCCCAUCGGGUUCCAGCCUUAUCCUGCUUAGUAAAACUAAAACACACCACCUCCAAGCUAACAGCUAAAAUCGUAGCAUACUUCACUACCCUAAAGUUUUUUGUGGUAUUUUGCAAAACAGCCAAAUCAGAAGCUGCACGUGGAAAACUAGCAUAGUAGUUUAACUGUGAAUCAGUGUGUUGUGACGUUGCCGUUUCAUUCAUCUGUGAGGUGUUGGUUAAGCUCACACUGCUGAGGUGCUGCCUUACAUGUCCUACAAACCAUAUACUACUAGUUGGUCGUAAUUUUGUGAAAGGGUAGCACCUAGAAUGCAAAACAUCUGUACUAUGCCGAAAGUACCUGGAUGGUAUGUUAAUGCGAACUCCAGGAACAUUACUAGCAUGCAGUACAUGCUGUAUGUCCUGGCCUUCGUUCAGCAGAUAAGUCUGUAGCAAAUAGGAAGCUAAUCUGUUAGCUGAUGGAUGAAAUGAAAUUACCUUUCCUGAUUUUCUCUUAUACAUCGUUGGAAAUUGGAUGUGUGAAAAAACAAGAGAAAGGCUGGAGGUUCAUACUUGCCCAACAGCGGCAGGAACGCAGCCAGGCACGCUACAGCAACCCGUCUGAUCUCUGCCAGGCACUGAUCGGGCUAGCAAAUAUGGAAGAGUAUUCGGGCCAUGCAGGAGAAAAAAUAUUUGACAGGGGAAGAUUUUUUUUAUUUGUGCACUUCGAGAAAAAAGUUGAAAUGUCGAGAAAAAAGUCGAAAUG
Molecule: messenger RNA, 3179 nt
Organism: Cololabis saira (Pacific saury)
Lineage: Eukaryota; Metazoa; Chordata; Actinopteri; Beloniformes; Belonidae
Gene: thrb
Product: thyroid hormone receptor beta
Exons: 12
Coding region: 474-1733 (419 amino acids)
Biological process (GO): negative regulation of transcription by RNA polymerase II; positive regulation of transcription by RNA polymerase II; thyroid hormone receptor signaling pathway
Molecular function (GO): RNA polymerase II cis-regulatory region sequence-specific DNA binding; nuclear receptor activity; zinc ion binding
Source: RefSeq, a predicted model, not a curated record